Xenopus laevis (African clawed frog) is the source of this 1219-nucleotide messenger RNA. Its product is annotated as olfactory receptor 1019. NCBI's taxonomy places the organism in Eukaryota, Metazoa, Chordata, Amphibia, Anura, Pipidae. The record is from RefSeq and is a predicted model, not a curated record. The coding region runs from base 251 to 1219 and encodes 322 amino acids. The transcript has a single exon.
AACGCACAGACAAACUGGAGGGAUAUUAAGCGCUGUAGGUUACAGUGGGUGACACUGUCAUAUAAGUGCCAGUUCCCAGUCCAGUUGAUGUGCAAGUGCUCCAAGAGGUAGUUUUGAGUUUAGAUAUGAAGGCAUAGAGGGAGGAUUCUCUCCGGAGAAAUUCAGGAAUGGCAUUCCAAAUAUAAGUUAUUCCAUCUAUAAUAUAUUUCCUCUAUAAUUUGCAUUCAUACACAGGAAGGAAGACUUGAAAAUGGCCUUAGAAAGUAAACAAAAUGUUUCCGGAUUCAUCAUCCAAGGUUUCUCUGAUGCCCCUGAGUUUCAAAUCCCUUUUUUUGUGCUAUUCCUUAUAAUCUAUCUCAUCAUUCUGUUGGGAAAUCUCAUCACAUUCUUAGUCAUUUCAUGGGAUCCUCACUUACACACCCCCAUGUACAUAUUCUUGCAGAACCUUUCAUUCAUAGACAUUUCUUUCACCUCAGCUAUUUUACCUAAUUUGAUACAUAUUCUUCUCACACAGCAAAAUAACAUUUCAUUCUUGGGGUGUAUGACUCAGAUGUAUGUUUUUGGGUUUUUGGCUAACAGUGAAUACUUACUCCUGACGGCCAUGUCAUAUGAUCGUUAUGUUGCCAUCUGUGAUCCCCUUCAUUACAUUACCCGAAUGAGCCGGAAACAUUGUGCUUGGCUUAUAACUGCCACAUUCACUGUUGGUUUUGGUGAAUCAAUCAACAUUGUUACACUUAUAUCUAAACUGUCAUAUUGUGCUUCCCAUCUUAUUAACCAUUUUUUCUGUGAUGUCACACCAUUGCUAACACUUUCCUGCAGCAGCACUUUUAUUGUGGAACUUUUAAUCUACAUUGAAGGGACAUUGCUGGCUUUCAAUUCCUUCCUCCUUACUCUGACCUCAUACAUAUUUAUCAUCUCUGCUAUCCUGAAAAUCCAAUCCUCAGAGGGGAGACAAAAAGCCUUUUCUACCUGUGCUUCUCACCUGAGCUGUGUGAUAAUCCUUUAUAUGACAAUUAUUUGCUUGUACAUGAGACCCACAAAAAGUUAUUCCCUAAAAAGGGACAAGUUUUUUUCACUGUUGUACAUUGUCCUGUGCCCUGUGCUUAAUCCUCUUAUUUACACAUUGAAAAAUAGAGAAUUUAAAUCUUCUUUUAAUAAAGUGAGGAAAAGAUUUGUAUCUUGUUUUUUUAACAAGCCAAUAAACCAUCAAUUCAAGUAG